AUGGUUCUGCCCAUUUCUCAGAGGAGGAAACUGAGGCUAGCCAGAGGGACUCAGUGCGCCCAGUGUGGACACCAGUGCCGCUGGGACACGCCAGGGCUGCCUUGUCCCCACCCGGGGCACACGCUGCCUCGGGGCUCCCCGUUUCCACGUGGGCAACUGGGCCCUGGGGGGCAUCGUCCCCUCCAGCCGGGGGCUCCGGACAGGGCUGGGGAGGGCGGGGCCUGCCUGACUCCCUCUUGUCACCACCCAGCCGUGGCCCUGCAAUGCUUCACCUGCCAGGAGCCAACGGGGGUGUUCAGCUGCGUCCUCAUCACCACCUGCAAGGCCAACGAAACCAUGUGCAAGACCACACUCUACUCCCGGGAGAUCGUGUACCCCUUCCUGGGGGACGUCAUGGUGACCAAGACCUGCGCCAGCAAGUGUGUGCCCUCGGACGUGGACGGCAUCGGCCUGACACGGCCGGUGUCCUGCUGUCACACUGACCUGUGCAACGUGGGCGUGGGCGGGGCGCCUGCCCCCCGCGGCCCCUGUGGCCUGGCCCUGGCCCUCGCGCUGGCCUUCCUCCUGAGCCUCCCCCUCUCGUGCCCCCCCCCCCCGCCCGGCCGGAAUGCCCUUGAAGAAGCUCGCCCACCUGCACCAGGCCUCCCGGUCUUCUUUCUGGGGCGUCCCCACCUGCGUCUCGGGCUGUCACCUGAAGCCUGAGCCCCCCUCUUGCCCCCACCUACUGCUCUCUCCUCAUCACACCAGUCAGCACAUCGCGGCCUCCCCGCCGUCCCCCUGGGAGCGAGGAUGGUCACCAGCUGGGACACGCACAGACCUCUGGGGCUUGGCUGCUGGCUGGGGGUGGGGGGCGGGAGAUGGGACCCCAGGUGCAGGGGGAACACCGCACCCACCAGAGCCAGGUCAGGGUGGCUUCUCGGAGGAGGAGGCAGUAGGGCAAGGCCUUCCACGACGGAGAGGUUGGGUGGAGGGGGCGCCAGGCCAGGAGGAAGGGCCAGGCCGGCCAGCAGUGACCCCGGACCAGGCACAACUCCCGGAAGCACCCACUGCCACUCACCCGGCCCACGGCCAGGCCCAUGAAGAGGUCUCCCCGUGGCAGGGGGUGCUGAGAGGUGUGGGGGAGCCCCUGAGUGUCCACGCCCCGUUCUCCAGGCCCCACUCCCAGUGUCCAGAGAAACCCAGGCUCCAGUGCAGAGGGACCUUCACUUCACCUUGGACUUGGGCCGGCACCAACCCCCAGAGGGCUGCCCCUGUCUA
This is a messenger RNA of Myotis davidii, 1257 nucleotides long. It is a transcript of the gene LYPD2, whose product is annotated as LY6/PLAUR domain containing 2. Gene Ontology annotation, molecular function: acetylcholine receptor inhibitor activity. The transcript has 3 exons. NCBI's taxonomy places the organism in Eukaryota, Metazoa, Chordata, Mammalia, Chiroptera, Vespertilionidae. The record is from RefSeq and is a predicted model, not a curated record. Bases 1 to 702 code for a protein of 233 amino acids.